UCCACGUCAAACUAUAUCCGGUCUCUCUUACAGCCAGCAGCAGUCUCGCAUGUAAACACAAAAAUAAAACUAGCGAGCAUUAUUUUACUUCACUUGUCACCGCCUAAAUUUAGUCAAAUGCUUGUCAGGCGUUGCCUCAGACUGUGCUCUUUGUGUACCCGUGUAGUUUACAGCAGCGGAGUAAGAAGAGGAGGAUGGAGGACACUUGUGGGACACGCCAGUGUGAAACAUGCUAACAGGACAGACGUGCCACACUGGGGCAGAGUAAUGUUUAAACGCUUCUUUCACAGUGAUUUGGGGGAGCUGUACAAGAACGAGUCAGUUCAGGUGUAUCUCGAGCAGCUCAUGGAGGAGCACAGAGACCUGAGCAAGAAGCUACAGCAUGCAUACCUCAGUGAGUCAGACAGAAAGGGGCUCACAAAGAAGCACACUGAGUUGCUGCCUCUGGCAAGUGUGUUUAGGAGCAUUGAACAAGCUCAGAAAGACCUCGAAGAGGUCAGUUCACUUCUAAAAGGUUUAGCUGGCACCAAAGAUGAAGAUGAAGAUCUGACCCAGCUGCUAAAAGAGGAGGAAGCACAAAUCUCCAGCAAGAUUUUGGCUUUAAGAAGAGACCUAAUCAAAGCUCUUAUCCCCACUGAUCCUCUUGACUCGAGUAAUGUUCUGCUGGAGGUCGUAUCAGGGCGGACAACAGGAGGUGACAUUUGUCAGCAGUUCACCAAAGAAAUGUUUGACAUGUACCAGGGUUUUGCAUUUUACAAAAACUGGGACUUUGAGGUGUUGAACUACACACCUGCUGAGUAUGGUGGUCUGCACCAUGCAGCAGCGAGAAUAGCUGGAGAGAACGUGUACAGGCACCUGAAGCACGAAGGAGGAACCCACCGGGUUCAAAGGAUCCCUGAGGUGGGGCUCUCCUCCAGGAUGCAGCGAAUCCACACAGGAACCGUGACUGUCAUCAUCCUGCCUCAGCCAGUUGAGUUUGAAGUCCACAUCGAUCCAAAGGAUCUUCGAAUCGACACGUUCAGAUCUCGUGGUCCUGGGGGGCAAAGUGUUAACACAACAGACAGCGCAGUGCGCGUAGUUCAUCUUCCGACAGGAAUAACUGCAGAGUGUCAGCAGACUCGAUCUCAGCUGCAAAACAGAGAAACGGCCAUGCGCAUGUUGAGAGCCAGGCUCUACCAAGGCAUGAUGGGUAAAGAGACUGAACAGAGGAAUACAGCACGAAAGCAGCAGGUGGGCACACGCUCUCAGUCAGAGAGAAUUCGUACCUACAACUUCAGUCAGGAUCGUGUCACAGACCACCGCACCGGAUAUACAACGAGGGACAUCAAGGAGUUCAUGAGAGGUGGGGAGGCUCUCGAUGAUCUGAUCUCUGAUAUACUUGAACACACAGAGAAGGAGGCUCUUCUCGAGGCGGCGGAGAACAGCAGCAGUUUGAAACGAACAGAGUCUGGACCGUCUGCAGACUGAGAGCAGCUUAUGGGAGAUGUGCUUCCUGACAUAUCUGACUGCUCUGUGCCUGCAGAACACAUGUUAUUCUAUUAUUUGGGCAAUUAAUUGCAAAUGAUGCAAUGUAAGACAAACCAAAAGUAACAGAGGUUUUUAUUUUUGUAAUAAAAUGUAACUUGUG
Molecule: messenger RNA, 1627 nt
Organism: Maylandia zebra (zebra mbuna)
Lineage: Eukaryota; Metazoa; Chordata; Actinopteri; Cichliformes; Cichlidae
Gene: mtrf1
Product: mitochondrial translational release factor 1
Biological process (GO): mitochondrial translational termination
Cellular component (GO): mitochondrion
Molecular function (GO): translation release factor activity
Source: RefSeq, a predicted model, not a curated record